AAAGUGCAGCAAACUUCAGACUCAUUGACUGCAGGCUUAACAAGCGUCGGGGCUUUUCUUCUUUCUGCAGCUCGCAAGGAUCUUUGGAUUUUGCAAACAGUUCCAAGAAAACAAUGGCCAACUUCUCCUUAUGGACAGUUUUUGGAUUAUGUUUGCUGAAGCUCUGUCUAGCAGAAACAGAAUUCAAUGUAAGUUGCAGAUAUGGAGGAGUUUUUCAUGUUGAAAAAAAUGGUCGCUACAGCCUCACACGAUCUGAAGCAGUUGAACUCUGCAGAGCUCUCAACAGCACCUUGGCAACACUAGAGCAGCUGAAGAAAGCUCAUGAGCUUGGAUUUGAGACUUGCAGGUAUGGUUUCGUGGUGGGGCAUGUUGUUAUCCCCCGGAUCAAUCCCUAUCAUCUUUGUGCAGCAAAUAACACUGGCAUUUACAAACUCCCAGCAAACACAACUGCUCGGUAUGAUGCAUACUGUUACAAUGCAACAGAAACAGAGGAAAAAACAUGUGAGCCAGUUGUGAAAAUAGAUACUUCCUUACUCAGUAAUCAGGAUGAAACAGUCAUUGACAACGCAGACGGCUCCCGUUUCAACCCGGACGGCACACGUCACACCGGUGGAGAGUCCUCCACCUCAGGGGUGGAUGAUGAAAAUGCAGGCAGUGGAUCAACUCAUGAGACAACCCCCAUGGAUGCCUCCAUCAGCAGGUCCAGCCCCUUGUAUUAUGGAAGUCCUACUCCAGUCUCACAGCUGCCAGAUCAUUCUUCUGGAGGAGGUGAAAAAGAAAAUAUUGGAAAAGACUAUGAUGAUGAAUUUACAUCUGUAUCACCUGACAUCUCUUUCGCGACGGUGGCUGAUGAUGUCCAUGAAGAAGGUGACGGACAGUAUCCUGCAAGUACUAGUAAGAUUUAUGUUUCAUAAUAACUACAUUACACACUGAUCACAUUAAAACUGCAUUCUUCUUCCAGAAGGCCGUUCUGGUAAGUGGUGAAGUAUACAACGUCUCAAAAAUUGGAAAUACAUUGAAAUAGAUUACUUUCUAGACUGGUUAAGGGGGAAAUGAACUUCACUUCUGAGACAAGGGGAGCAAAAUCAUUUACAGUUUGUUUGCUUUUAUGCUUGUACCUGAGCUCAGAAAGAUUGCUGGUUCGGGUUUCCCACAGCUGUUUAUUACUUUAUGAGGAAUCACAAAUUAAUACAACCUAUUAUCACUUGAAGUCAGUUUAUUUCUGAGGUAAAAAAAGGAUAUUUUUGUAUAUUUGCGCUGUUAUUCUAAUAUAUUUGUGGUUGUGAAUGUGGAUAAUCUGUGUCAAAACAUUGGCUCUGCUAGCUAAGGCAGUACUUUAUAUGGUAGUUCCAGCUACCAAGCCAUUUGUGCACUGCAAAAACAAAUUUCAUCCUCACUGUUGGCAAUAUGCAUAAGAAAAAACUGGGGACUGUGGUGGCUCCACAGUCUUUGAGGACCCAAAAGAACAGUAUCUAUUUUCUCUUCUUUGUCCUUAAAUAGCUGUACUUUGUUGGAAAAACUGCUUGUGAUGUUUUUAUCAAAUAUGUAGUGUACAGCAGCUGCAAUAAAUAAAAAGCUUUUGAAGUCCUCUUCCACAUUUUAAAGUGGAAAUAAUGUACAUAUGUUCACACUAGUUCUUAUGGCUAGAGUGAUAAAGAUCUUUGCCUCAGAAAAUAAAUUGAACCUAAAGGGAGAACAUUUUAAUUAUACAGAGGAAAUCUACAGAGGCGUGUUGUAGUAAAGAUCAAACUGAUAGAAAUGAAAGUUCCUUCUCAUUGGCUCUUUUCCUUUUUUUUCCCCCAUCAGGGGAAUCCAUGUUGCUUGGUUGUCUGUUGGUUGCUGAUAGUUGGUCAAAUAGCCUGAGUGACUUGGAGAAAUGGUGCCUUCAUCACUGUAUUUAGAGGAAGAAUGAUUGUAUGCAUUACAGUUAGCAAAAACUUUGCUAAAAGACAUAAAUUAUUAAACCCAAGCAUCUUUUCUCAGAAGACCUGAAGACUAGUAGCACCUCAUAACUAUAUAGAUAGAAAAAGAAAUAUUAGGUUGAUUUUACCCCCAACCUUGAAAAAAAGUAGAGAAUUUUCUGGUACUUGUUUGCAUUGAAAGCUUUUGUUACAAAAUAUUGCCUGUAAGGGGUGGAGAUUUCAGAAAAUCCCACCUGGUAGUAGUGGGCAGUUUGGUGACUCUGGUGGUGAUUUUUCCUUCCUAUAAGUUUGCUUUUGUGUGCACAUGUGAUUUAAUGUUUCCUUGUGCUGGUGUUCUUGUACCCACUGCAAAAACCUGUGCAUUGUUUCUGUACAGGAAAAUUUUCUGUUUUAAUUUUAAUACUUGAUUAUCAAAUGUAUUGGUCCUAAAUACGUAUGUCCCUUCCUCUUGCUAAAAUUUCUCUCUCAUGGACAAGACUGUUUUACAGAGGAAAAAGUGGAGAUAUUUAAGAUCUGAAAAGAUCAAAGAAACUAUAGAGCAAAGUGAUAAAAUGUGUCAAUACUGAUAAAUGUGUAUCAUAAAAGUGAUAACAUUGGCAUGUUUGUUUACAGGGUUAGGAUUGAUAAACUGGUUCUCUGGAAACAAAAAAAAAAAAAAGAUAAUGAAAGUAAUGCUCCUGGGCUUUUCUGGUAGCUUUGGCUGUUACCCAGCAACAUCACUUUAACACAGAAGUGUUUAACUCAUUUAGUUUAAUUUUACUGCAUUAUAGAUGAAUCAGUAACCUAGCACUCCUUUUAGAAAGACAUAAAGUAUAACCUAUGCAUCUCUCUGAGAAGUCAGCAAAUGUUCAGUAGCACAGAAGGUGACAUGGAAAGCAGUCCAAAAUAGAAGGAAUAAAGCCAUGUCCCAAUAUCUGUUACUUAGUUUGUAUGGCAGUGCAGGCUCAGUGGAAUAUCCUGGCCUGAAUUUAAUUUCCCAGAGAAAAAUCCCACAGACAGGGAAGUAGAAAAUUAAGAAGAAAAGACAAGUAUUUGUCAUAUAUCUUCAGAUAGAUGCCUGAAAAUCUAUCUGUCUAUCUAUCUAUGUAAUUCUGUAGUGUGUUAAAGUGAGAAACAAAAUUGGUGGCUCUCCACUGUACUACAAUUAAUUUGUAAAGUUUUUUUAAAAUAUAUAUAGCUUAAUCUAAAGAAUUCUGUGCUAUGGAUUGAAAUGAGCAAUUUGCACAGCUUCUUGUUCUUCAGAUGAUACAGAAUUAAUUCUUUCUCUGGAUUUGGUCAUCACUGGUGGUGUGCUCCAUCAAGUUAAUGGGCCAGAUUAAUACAACAUCAGCACUUUACCACUGACUUUCUCUCCUCACCCAAACAGGUUUUACUCUUUGUUAUUAGUAAAUUAUGAUUCACCUCUAGGUGUGCCACCUCUAGGACUCCUUAUUGAUUAAUGAGCUACGUACAUGAACAGUAAUUUGACUGAUUAUUUUCAUCCAUAUAUGAUAGAAAAAUUUAUGUCUAUUUGCAUACCAAUACCUAUUUGAAUGCAUAGUGGAAGACAAGGCUGUAGAAUCCUGUAAUUUUUCAAAGCAGAAACAUCUUUCCAUUCAGAAAUAUUUAUCACAAAUGUGUAGAACUUAAUGUCUGAUAUGCUGUGUUGUGAGGAAAUGUUGUGGAUUGGUAAUGUGAUAGGAGUAAAGCAGGGCUUUGCUCCAUAUGAUGUACUAAUGCCUGCCUGGAAAGUGGUUCUGGUGUAAAAUAACCUGCCAGCAUCAGGUCAAGGGGAGUGCAUGUGCCUUUUGAAUGGCCUCAGUUCGGACCUCAGAUUCUUGGCAGCACUGGCUUUGUGGAUACUUCUUAGAUCUUUUGAUUUUUUUGUCAUCUUGGUGGAUGUUCCUCAUUCUGGGCUCUCUUUCAAAGACUAUCUACUCUCCUGCUGUCAGAGCUUGUGAACUCAUUAACCUUCGGGAGCAUGGAGGGGUGAAAAGGCCCACAAGGCUUUUUGGUGGCUGCUCUCAAGGGAGCAUGUUCUUUCCUGGGACUGCCAAAAGUGCUUGCAUCUGGCUAGGCAUUGGAGGAAUGUAAUGACACCACGGGUUCAUACAUUCGCCCUGCUCUCACACCCAUCUCUGGGCAUGAGUCUGCUCAAGGUGCUGGUGGACUGGACUUUGCUGGAAGAAAAGUUGCUCAAGAAAUAAUCACAAGAUCUUGGUUAAAUGAGCCAUGUCCUAACAGCUCCAG
Molecule: messenger RNA, 4151 nt
Organism: Passer montanus (Eurasian tree sparrow)
Lineage: Eukaryota; Metazoa; Chordata; Aves; Passeriformes; Passeridae
Product: CD44 antigen-like
Exons: 6
Coding region: 114-914 (266 amino acids)
Biological process (GO): cell adhesion; positive regulation of ERK1 and ERK2 cascade; inflammatory response
Cellular component (GO): macrophage migration inhibitory factor receptor complex; basolateral plasma membrane; plasma membrane
Molecular function (GO): cytokine receptor activity; hyaluronic acid binding
Source: RefSeq, a predicted model, not a curated record